AUGGCACGAUCAAAAAAAAUUACUGAGGCUGAGAAAAAAUUAAAAAAGAAAGAGUAUGAUAGAAGAAGAAGAGAAAAACUUAAAAGUAAUGCCGAAUCUUUGGAAAAACUUCAAGAAAAGGAAAGAUUAAAAUAUUUAAAAAAAAAGAGAAAGGUCAGCGUGACUUCAGCAAUAGCGGCUAUAACCUGCAAUGUGCAUUGCACAAAAUGUCUAUUCAGGGAAUGUUUGAACUGCAAGGAACGCUCGUUACAAUACUAUUUACCAAAUCCUAAUCAGUUGGUGACUUAUCGACAGUGGAUUUAUGAAGUCAGUACAUUUGAAAAGGACGGGAAAAAAAAGUCUGUACGUAAACCAGUAAAAAAAGAGUACAGAGUUAAACUGAGACAGCUUAUCCAAAACCUGGAAGCAGCAUUACCACUUUUUUUUACACAUAUUGGCACCAUUGUACAUCAAUAUCAAGCCGUUCAAAAUAUAAAGAAAAAUUUAACAAUAAACGACAUUCUUAUUCAUGUGGAUUUUAGUGAAAAUUAUUGCUGCAAGUAUAGUGAAGAAAUACAAGCUGUUCACUUUGGUGGAGGACGGCAGCAGAUCACAAUGCAUACAGGUGUACUUUACUUGCGCAAGGAUGAUGCUAUCAAACCUGUAUCUUUUUGCUCUCUCUCUAGCGACAAUAGACAUGACACAAUGGCUGUUUGGGCGCACUUAAAACCCAUUUUUGACUGGAUAAAAACACAAAGUUUACCUAUUUCUCGAUUACAUAUGCUAAGUGAUGGGCCUGUUAAUCAAUAUAAAAAUAAAUUCAUGUUUGAAAUGGUGUGUCGCUAUCUAAAAAAAAUUUAUCCGGGAAUCAAACACUUUUCAUGGCAUUAUUCUGAACCCGGGCAUGGUAAGGGAGCGCCUGACGGUAUCGGUGGAACACUGAAGCGGACAGCUGACAAAGUCGUAGCAGAAGGCCGUGAUAUCGUAGACCUGAAAUCAUUGAAAUCUAUCCUUCAAACCAGAUGUCCUUCUAUUUUAUUGUUUGAAGUUACCACAUCAGAUAUUUUACUGAUGGAUGAUCUCAUAAAACAGUCAAAGUCCAUUUCCACAUUUCGGGGUACUCAAAAAAUACGUCAGUUCGUAUUUUUUAACAACACCUUGCAGUGCAGAAGUCUUUCAUGCAUUUAUUGCAAAAAAGAAUGUACCCAUUAUCAUUUAGGAUAUUUUCAGCAUAAUCAAUCAAAUCAACUUCUUAGGACUCAUAACAAAACCCCGCAAAAGUCAAUGAAAAUUGAUACAAUGAAUUUAGAUAAGGAUAAUCACCGAAUGUAUCUACCGUCUACUUCACGCAUUCAAAAUCAUAUUGGAAUAUUGAAGGAAAAUGAUAUAAUUGAUUUAGAAAAUGAUAGAUCUACUGUUGGCUCCGAUAGCGACAAGACUGCUACCACUGGAGAUCAUGUCCUGAUUAAAUGGGGCAACGCAAAGUAUCCUGGAGAAGUUUUAUCCGUUUUUGAGGAUGGUUUAAUGGUUAGAUGUAUGAAACAAGGUGUAAAGUUUUGGAGAUGGCCUAAUAUUAAAGAUGAACAAUUAUAUCGCUGGGAAGACGUAAUACAGAAAAUAAAGAUGCCAAAGUUAGUUAAAAGAGGGAAUUAUGUUAUUACAGAGUUGGAUGACUCUAUAAGUGAUGUUUAA
Molecule: messenger RNA, 1671 nt
Organism: Diatraea saccharalis (sugarcane borer)
Lineage: Eukaryota; Metazoa; Arthropoda; Insecta; Lepidoptera; Crambidae
Source: the annotation of a GenBank genome assembly